Molecule: messenger RNA, 5624 nt
Organism: Owenia fusiformis
Lineage: Eukaryota; Metazoa; Annelida; Polychaeta; Sabellida; Oweniidae
Source: the annotation of a GenBank genome assembly
CAUAUUCACGUGACACAUACACUUAUCGAAUUCAUAUCAGAGUUAUUUGUACCAAAAUGCAUUGACAUAUCAAACUGGAGCAUAUCGAUCACUGGAUAAAAGUAGAAAUCAACUGAGACUGUUAGAGACGCUAUUUGUCAAAAGACAGAGAAGACGCCUGGUGCGCUAAUUAUUGAAAAAAAGAUUUUCUAGAGAUGGAAUCUAAAAUAGAAGUUCUGAUAACUUUGUUUCUUUUAAUAAGGCUUUGUGCCCAAGUUGCUGAAGCAAAUGUUAACACAGAAUCCGAAUCAAAUGGAGAUAUAAAUAUCACUGCAGUGGCUGCAACGGACAAUCCAACCACUACAUUUGCGGCAGACGAUGAACGAUCAAUGGAAAAUGUGUCCGGUAAUGACGAUGAAAGACCACUGAUGGAGGAAGAAAAACACUUUGACUAUGGUGAUUUCCUUGAUUUCAUCAUAAUACUAAGUAAUGAAACAACUACAGUCAUGUCACCAAGUAAAGCCGAAACCACACAAAUUGCGAUCCACCUAGAUCCAAUAUUAUUAGAGUAUGAAUUUGAUGAUAUGGGACCAUGUGAUGCUGAAUUCGAUUUGGAACUGUUACAAUUCAUGACACCAAACUGUAGCAUGGAAGAACCAAGCAUGUAUAGUUGUAUGAAUAGAUGCGGAGAGAAGACACAAAUUCCAGAUGCUCCUCUCUGUUCAUGUGAUAUAUACUGUCAAUCCAACAGAGACUGUUGUCUAGAUUAUAACAGCGCAUGCCCUGCUGAUGCAAAAGUAGCCAAGCAAAUCCAGGAAAAUAUGACAACAAAAAAUAUCACGUUUGAUUGCAUUGAUAUAGAUUAUGACAAGACCUCUUCUGACUUUCGUCAAAUUAUAAAUACAUGCCCAAAUAUGGACACAUGUGUCAACGCAGAUGAUGGAAUCAUGAACCUUAUACCAGUUAAUGAUAACUCGAGUGAUGUACACUACAUCAAUAGAUAUUGUGCGAUAUGUAAUAACGUAUCAGUUGAGAAUAUAAUUCCAUGGCCUAGUGAUGUCGAAUGCGAAGUCGAGGAAGAACUUGUUCAAUCAAUUGAUGAUCUGAUGAAGUAUAUUGAUGAAGGAAGAUGCCGUAUAAAACUCACAGCUCAAGCCAGACGUUGUUAUUCAUUGGUUACAGAUGAAUGCAGCGAAGACUGUGGCAGUGAUGCCCUCAAGGCCAUGUGCUAUAACAGUCCUAGACAGAUUGUCUCGAAUCAUGACACGAACUUCAAAAAUGAAUUCUGUGCUUUCUGUAAUGACAUUCCGACAGAUCACUUCAUGUGUAGCCUCAUAUACUUUAGCAUUAAUGGUGGUGGUACUAGUAACGGUUUGAAAAAGUUCUCAUUCUCUCUUCUUCUCGAUAUUGAUCCAAAUAAGGGAACAAAAAUUGGAUUCAAUGUCAAUGGCGAAAGUUUAACAUACAACUGUGAAAAGAAUGGCUAUUGCGACAAUGUAUGUGAGCGUGGUUAUGAAUACAGGAAUGAAAAGUGUGUGCAAGUAUAUUCACGAGACACCUUUACUGCUAAGUGGAUAUACUCCUUUUCCCAACCAUACACACAGGCUUUGGCGAGUGAUAUCAGUUUCAUUGAUGCUUUUCAGUCUUUUGUCGGGCGACCAUUAAAUAGAGCGAAUUUGACACACGUUGUUCAUUAUGAUGGUGAAUCUCUAAAUUGUACGUUGACUGCUGUAUUUCUAAUCAAGAAACCAGUGAACCAGACAGCAUUGGAGCACAAUACUCCAUUCUAUGAAGUUUUUGAUGCGUUCAAUGAGAUUUACAACACAUAUUUCUUCGAUUCCGAUACCCUAAAACUGUGUGUUGAAUCAUAUGACAAUGUUACGUGUUUUGAUAUGAUUCAACAAAACUUUGUUAAUGAUGAUACUGUUGAUGCUGCUCUUGGAGAAGUAAUUGAGGAGUCGGAUACUCUUGGCUCGAAUUCAUUGUUAGCAGACUCCGCUGACACAAUGGGGCUAGUGACAAUUAUAUGCUUGUCUAUAUCUAUCAUUUGCAUGAUUACGAGAUUGAUCCUUCAGAUCUUUGUGCCAGUUUUCCAUACCUUAUCAGGAAAGAUGCAGUUUUCACUUGUUCUUGCUUUGUGUCUUGCUAGUUCUCUCUAUUUAGUCGGGCCAAUGCUAGUUGGGAUGAUGGAGGCUUGCAAAACAGUUGGUGUUCUUAUUCACUACUUUUAUCUUGUCACGUUUGCCUGGAUGGUCAUCAUUGCGCUCGAUAUGUACCUUGCAUUCAGAUCUACUCUUCAAGCAGCCUAUAAAGGCUUCAAACGCUUUGUGGUAUACUCUUUGAUUGCCUGGGUUUCACCAGGGGCUAUAGUAGGUGUGUCUGUAGCACUGGAUAAUGCAGACAUACCUAGCUCUUAUAAACCAAUGUAUGGAGAUCCAGUUUGCUUGAUUUCCAACACGUAUGCUAAUUUGGUAUUCUUUGCUGGGCCCCUCGCACUCAUGAUUGUGUUCAACAUUGUCUUUUACUCUCUUACUGUAUGGAAACUUCGUCAAACUUGGCAACAGACCGCGAAGGUGAAAUCAGGCUCUGAAAAUCACCUGGACGUGUACAUAAAACUAUUUAUUAUCAUGGGAUUCACCUGGAUUUUAGGAUUUGUGGCACCAUUUGUUGGAAGUGAUUUUGUGUGGUAUGUAUUCAUUCUUCUGAAUGCUUUACAAGGUGCAUUUAUUUUUGUCGCAUCUGUCUGUACAAAGAGAGUUCUUAAGUCACUGAAAUGUUUGAAACAGUUGACGCGGAAUCCAACUUCAUCUUCUAUCAUUCGCACCACCAGUACCACCAAGAACCAAUCCACCACCAAAUUUUGAUAUUGACAUUUCAAAUAUCGAUAUUUAUCCCAUGGUUGCAAGGAUAUAUUUGAUAUGUGGAUCAAGAUAUCAUAUUUUAGCAAAGAAUUCCCAAAACCAUCGAAUAUCACCUCUAAAAAGUGACAUUCGAUGGUUUCAAAAGUUGUAUUCGAUGGUUUCACAAAUGAUAUUCGAUAUUUUGAUUUUUCAAAUUUUUAAUUUUUUAAUUAUUUUUUUCUAAUGAAUUUCCAUAAACGGACAAUCCUUUUUAAAACGGGACACUCACAUAUACAUGUAUUAUAUUAUUAAGGCUGCGUUUUUGAACUGCCCAACUGAGUUCCAACCGUGAUGUCUUUCAAAAGAAUAAUGUGAGUGUAGGUGCGCUUGAAUGAGCUGGUUUUGUUGAAAAACGGGUGACCAUGUAAUUUACACUAGGCUGGGGUUAUUGUUAUCUUUCGUGAUACUUAGGGGGAAAACUUAUUAAAGUUGUACUCAAACAUUUUACUCGAUUUAGAGAUAUUAAUGCUAUCUUACCGUAUGAAAGCCACACUUUACAAUGGUGAACCAUCAACAACUCGAAAAAUUCAUUUUAUCAUGAUAUUGGGGAUAUAAUGUCAGCACUAGUCUGUUUUCGCGGCAAAACUGAUUUUAUUUUCAGAGCAGAAAUUUUACGUCACGUGACAUGACGUGUGUGGUUGAAACAAUUUGCCGCGAAAUACGAUUUUGUAGAUAAAAAUGAAACCCUGGCUUUCAAAAUCGAGUUAUUCACUCUUAUGUUGAGCCAAUUAUUUCAUGAUUGAGGCUAUUCUCAUCAAGUUUGAAAAGGGUAUAAUAUCACUUAUUUAUAUAACAGUUAGUUAUAUAACAGCAAACAUUGCCAGUGUUUGGGGAUUAAAACUUUUCAACCCGAAUGUAAUGUUGUAAGGCCAAAAUAUAAUUAUUGGCUUAAAAUUUUCAGUUUCAACAACUUUUCGAUUUAGCGCCAGAAUAACUUGGCACACGGUACGUCAUGGUCAGGUGACCUCAGAAAGUGCGCAAUAAUAACAGCAUUUCAGAGAGGUUGACAUUCUUAUCUUAAUAAAUGAUGUUGUGUAGGGAAAUAUCACAAGCUUUGUAGUCAACAUAACAAAAGUGAUGCUAUUUGUGCUAAGAAAAGAUAAUAGGAGAUUCUUUCAUUGGUUUUAGUACAAUUUUAAAUAUUAUACAACUGUACAACUGACUUGUGUCACGGACAUUCAAAAACGCAGCCUUAGAGUAUAUAUGAACCAAGUAUAUAUUGAAAAUAAGUAGAUAUAAAUUCUAUAGUGAAUGUAUACAACAUUUAAACUUAAUUUGAUGUUUUUAUAAAUCUGAUUGCUCUUCGCAAGACAGUAGUAUGUUACCAUUAAUGACAGCUAUCACGAAUGCAGACAAAGGAUUGGUAUCGAUAUGGAGAACUGAAUUGGAAAAUAACAUUUUGGUAAAAAUUGCUAUACCUGCACAUGUUAUUUUCUGGUACACUAUAAAGUAUGAAGGCAUGUGUUAAUUUCCUUGCUUUUUCAGGAAAGGAUCAUUACAUUGUCUUCUUUUAGUAUAUCUGGUAAGAGGUCAAUGGGAACUCCAGGAAAUUCUGAUAUUUUACGCUUUCUAUUUUUCUAAGUUUUCAGGUUUACUAAAAGUAGACAAUGUAAUGAUACGUUCCUGAAAAAAGCAAGGAAAUAUACACAUGCCUUCAUAGUUAAUUUUGUACCAGAAAAUAACAUGUGCAGGUAGAGUAAUUUUUAACCAAAAUGUUACUUUCCAGCUGAACCUUAAGGCCAGGGUGCAUGUUGGGAAAUUUUCUGCAUUCCUCACUAGAGUCACAUGUUAUUUUUCAAACAAGAAUCACUCCUUCCCAAAAUGAUCUACAUCUUCCAGUUUUACAGUUUAAAACUUAUAUAUAGGACAUUUAUGAAGCUAGAAAAUGUAGAUAUCGAAGAAGCACGUGGCAGCCAUCUUGAAAAAUGGUGGACUUUACACGUUAUUUUACGAUCUUUGCUGUAACUUAAAAAGUAGUGGAGCAAUUUUGUUUAUAUUUGGUAUUAUGAAUACUAUAAGCAUGGUGUACUGUCUAAUGACACCUUUGGUAGAAGCCACUCAAAAUGGUUGCCACUGACACGUACGUUUGUGCUAUUUAAAGUUUUAUAUGUGCCUACUUCACACUACCCUACCUCGAUCGCACAUGCGCGAUUUUUUGGCUUUCAACCAGGUCACUUUUGAGUAUAUGGACUGCUUAGUCGAAAGGUUAAUACGUUUGGUGCUCGGAGCGAGUCAAUAUUUCUAUUCGCUGAACUUCAGUAGUGCAAUAGUGAAGUCCAUGUUCCAAGUUAUAUGAUAGUUGAAGAAAGAAAUGUAAAUAAUAUCGUUUUAAAUUUUAAAAUAUUUGAUAUGUCAUAGUACACGGUACACAGUUGCAAAAGUUGAUCAAUACAGGGUACAAGGAAUGUAAAUUGUUCAAUAGUGCAGGGAGCGAGAAAGUAAGCUGAUUAUACAGACAUACAUAUACUAUGUCCCAAUCUCAUGUACAUUUACGUUACAAACAGUGAAAAUAAUGCUAAAAAGGCCGCCUGUUGAUGCUUUGAGGUGUCAUCAAUUGUUAUUUAAUCCAAAUAAAGUAAACAUUAUUUUGUAGAUUUAGACACAGGCUUUCAGGUCGUAUAUGCAUUUUAGUCAUUAAAUUAACAAGAACGCUAGAUUAAACGUGUUACUAGGGUAUAAAAUUGAAAUAAAAUAACAAAAUUAAAUAUGAACACGUUAAUGAUGAAUAACUAUCCGCUAUCAGUA